GGGACUUUGAAGUAGCACGGAUCCCUGAGGUUCAUGCCUAGGCUGUCUGGCUAGUGGGCGAGGCCCAGAAUCUACCCUUCGACUCCUACCUCCCACUAGGGAUCCCCACGCAGGCAGUUGGAGCAACACGUUUAUAUUUUUUUCUGGGUUUCCUGGGAGUUCAGUCUUGAGAGUGUUCAGGAAUUCAUGACCUUCACAAGCCAGCUUAUCGUGGAACGCACAGCGAAGGGCAGUCGUGCAUCCCUCAAAGAACAAGAGUACCUGUGCCACGUCUAUGUCCGGAGUGACAGUCUUGCAGGUGUGGUCGUUGCUGACAACGAGUACCCGUCCCGAGUGGCCUUCACUUUGCUAGAAAAGGUGCUGGAGGAGUUUUCCCAGGAGGUGGACAGGAUACACUGGCCUAGGGGGUCCCCUGCUUCCAUCGAGUACACAGUCUUGGAUCGCUACCUCAGCACAUACCAGAACCCCCGUGAAGCUGACCCCAUGUCCAAAGUACAGGCCGAGCUGGACGAGACUAAGAUCAUUCUUCACAAUACCAUGGAGUCUCUGCUGGAGCGAGGUGAGAAGUUGGACGAUUUGGUGUCCAAAUCUGAAGUGCUGGGGACACAGUCUAAGGCCUUCUACAAAACCGCCCGGAAACAAAAUUCAUGCUGUGCACUUAUGUGAUGCAAUCAGCAGACUCCUGUGCCGAGCAUCCUGCGUGCCCAACAGAACUGCAGCCUGGAAAGAAGAACUCACAGAAGGCCCUACCAGUGGCAUCUUCAUUGGAGUUUCCAGGAGGAACAGAGAGAUGGCAGAAGGGUGGGGCAUUAAAUUUUGUGUACAGUUGUGAUUUUUAGAAUGCAUUUGAGGUCCCCAAAAUUGUACUUUUGGGCAAAUGAAAUCAUAAACCCCAUGUGGCUCAUAGACGCUGGGGCUCGUUUCCAGCCCUCAGAUAGGCUCUGGGGGAGUCAGAGCCAGCUCUGUUUGGUCCUUGUAGGGCUUUGGGGUUUUGUACAUUAAUGACAUUAACACUUCAGGAGGUGGGGGAGGGGAAUCCCUGCUGACAGGCCUGAAUUGGCAGAGCCUGACUCUGCCUUGCCAGGCAAUCAUAGGCUUCUACAUUCUGAGCUGGUGUUUCUCUAGAAUUGGCUUCCACAAGGGCAGCCCCUCCCCGCAGCUGUACCUACACCUGCAGACAUAGCCUAUGGGCAGAGCCGUAGUGGCCAGCGGAUUGAGCCCUUGAAGGUGGGGUAUCCUUCGGUGUCAUAUGUUUAGCUGAGAAUAUUUUCUUCGAGGAAAGUGCAAGCCUAGCUGCACCCAGCUGCCCAUGGUGGGCAUCAGCCAUGACUUGAUUUAACAUCGGCAUCAAAGCAGUGCAUAUUGUCUGCUCCCAAAACUGAUUUUUAUUUGCCUAUGUGGCUACAAGACUAGGGGCUAUACAUCUGGACAAGUGGUCCCCUCAUGGCACUGUGAGUGGGUGCCAGUACCUGAACUCUUCCCAGCACCUCCUGUUAUCAGCCGGUUCAGCCUGCCAGCUCCUGGUCAGAGGCAGCUGUGGGGUCGAUGGAGCAGUUAUGGAUCUGGGCUGGUGUGGCCCAGCGCUGGACACCAACAGGAGCAGCCUGGGCAAAUGGGCCCAGGAUGCUCCUCGGGUGCUAGAGCCCUCUUCCAAACUGACUCCUUGUAUUCCAUGUGCUCUGGAUGUGCCGCUGUCUCUUAAAGCCCUGCUGGGGUGAUGUCGCCCUCAUCUUGAGCCAACAUGCCCUGAGCUUAUGUACUGCCUGAGAGCUCAUGCUGUUCCAACCAGAAGUCCCAGCAGUCCUGAAUCCCCAUCAUGGGCAGGGGUCUGCCCUGGGUUCUGAGGACCCAGACUUCUGGCCUCUGCAGCCUGCUCUGUUACAUCUCCUUUGGGCACUGAACCAGCCAAAGGCUUUGGCCUCCUCCCACAGCAGGCCACCUUGUCGUGUCCUGCUGCCACAAACACUCCAGCCCAGGGCCUCUGGAUGUGCAAAUCAGCCAGCUCACUGAGAUAGAGCAGCCUGUACCUGAGGGAGGAGGACAAUGCAGGGAUGCAAGGGAGGGAUGGAUGUGGGAUAGAUCUGGGUUAGAGAAAGAGGGACCUCACCCACCUAUGGCUACCCAUCCUUAAGGGCUCUGGGUCAGCCCUGACCCGGUAGGGCAGCAAGGGUGGGUGAGUGGACCUGGGGCCCUGUCAGGGAGAGAGGGCCACCCACUCUCCCUGCUCCUUAUUGUAUUCUAAUGUUUAAGUUACUUGGCAAGAGUGUAUUUUAGUAACUGCUGCCUAACUUUCUGAGAGAGGUUUCUGUCUGGAUAAAGAUGUCUUCUGAAAUUC
Tupaia belangeri chinensis (Chinese tree shrew) is the source of this 2335-nucleotide messenger RNA. It is a transcript of the gene YKT6, whose product is annotated as YKT6 vesicular SNARE protein. Gene Ontology annotation, cellular component: Golgi apparatus. Gene Ontology annotation, molecular function: SNAP receptor activity. Gene Ontology annotation, biological process: endoplasmic reticulum to Golgi vesicle-mediated transport. NCBI's taxonomy places the organism in Eukaryota, Metazoa, Chordata, Mammalia, Scandentia, Tupaiidae. The record is from RefSeq and is a predicted model, not a curated record. The transcript is spliced from 7 exons. Bases 187 to 666 code for a protein of 159 amino acids.